AUGUUAGCGAGCCUAUUAAAAGAUGCCAAGUCGGUGGCGGCUGCUCUUGAUACGAUGUAUGUAACAGUAGUUGGAAUCGACGCGUUUAGCCAUCAGCCCAAAAGUUUCCAAACCACCCGGGAAUUCUGCAUCUUCCUCAGCCUCUCCUCCUCCUCCUCCUCCUUCUUCCCCAAACACCAGAACCGGCUCACCUCCUCCAUCUGCUCCCGCACCGACUGGUGCUCUCUUCUCGGCAGCAUCUCUCAGAGGCUCAGGCUCCGGCUGGUAACUAGCCCUCAGUCGCUCUGCACCCUCAACAACAUGGCCGUGCGAAGGAAAGACAGCUUCCUCUGGGGGAGAGCUCCGCCUAAAUCUGAGAGGAAGCAGGGCGACAACCUCAAGAUGCACAAGUGUGAGCUGCUGGAUGACAUUCAGAAGCUGAGGCUGGAGAUCAACAACGUCACGCCUGACGCACACAACCCCGAAAUGAGGCAGAAGAAUCUCGAUGCCGAGAAAGAGCAGGCGACCACAUCCUGUUCUCUGUUCUCUGGAGGGGAGCGGAGGCGUCGCCACAGAGACCUCCGUCUCACUGCGGCUCCUUCCUCUUCGGCUGAGUCCAGACUAGAGCCCAGCCCCCUCUCAGGUAUCCAGUACCUGGUGGAAAACGGCCUCCUGGAGUGGCAGGCCCAGUCCGUGGCAGCUUUUCUGUACAAGGAGGACGGACUGAAUAAGACCGCUAUUGGCAAUUUCUUGGGAGAAAGGGAGGAAAUGCAUCUGGAGGUGCUGAAGGCGUUCGUGGGCCUGCACGAGUUCUCCGACCUGAAUCUGGUGCAGGCGCUGAGGCAGUUUUUGUGGAGUUUCCGCCUCCCGGGAGAAGCUCAGAAGAUCGACAGGAUGAUGGAGGCGUUUGCCACCCGCUACUGUGACUGUAACCCGGGGGUCUUCCAGUCCACCGACACCUGCUACAUCCUGUCUUUUGCCAUCAUCAUGCUCAACACCAGCCUCCACAACCCCAACGUGAAAGACAAGCCCAGCCAGCAGCGUUUCGUCUCCAUGAACCGAGGCAUCAACAACGGCGGGGACCUGCCCGGCGAGCUGCUCACGAAACUCUACGCCAGCAUCCGCAGCGAGCCGUUCAAAAUCCCCGAGGACGACGGCAACGACCUCACGCUGACCUUCUUCAACCCGGACCGCGAGGGCUGGCUGCUCAAGAUGGGUGAGGCCACUGUGAGCGGGACCUCAGGGGGCGUGGCCUCUUGGGCGUGGCCUGUGGGGCCUAGCCCUCCAGGGGCGUGGCCUUUUGGGCGUGGCCUCUGGGGCGUGGCCUCCGGGGGCGUGGCAUCUUGGGCGUGGCCUCCAGGGCGUGGCCUCUUGGGCUUGCCCCAUCGUCCCCGGGGCGUGGCCUCCGGGGGCGUGGCCUCUGGAGCGCUGCUUCCAGGGAAUGGCCUCGGGGGUGGGGUCCAUCUGGGCGUGGCCUCCAGGGGGGUUCCUCCGGGGGCGUGGCCUCUUGGGGGCGUGGCCUCUGGGUCGUGGCUCCCCAGGGCGUGGCCUUUGGGGUGUGGUGUGGCCUCCGGGGCGUGGCGCGGCCGGAUCAAAACCUGGAAGCGGAGGUGGUUCAUCCUGACCGACAGCUGUCUGUACUACUUCGAGUUCACCACGGACAAAGACCCCAUCGGCAUCAUCCCCCUGGAGAACCUCUGCGUCCGGAAGCUGCAGGACUCCAACAAGCAGUUCGGGCUGGAGCUGUUCAACCCCUCGGGGCAGAAGAUAAAGGCCUGUAAGACGGAGCCCCGGGGCCGGGUGGUGCAGGGCAAACACCAGUCCUACCGGCUCAGCGCCGCCUCCGCAGAGGAGCGCGACGAAUGGAUGGACGCCAUCAGGGCGAGCAUCACCAAGGACCCUUUUUAUGACUUGGUGUCUCUACGAAAGAGGAAGGUCACCAGCAGCUCUCCAACGAAGGGCUGAUACAAAAGCAGCCUGGGUGUGUUUUUUAACGCCUGCUCGGCCUCACAGGAGCUAAUCGAGGUCUUUCUCAUCAACGUACAAACUGGGAAUUGUUGCAUUGUUUGCAUCCUGAGUGAUGCUAAAGACUCAAACUGACAUCAUAAAAAGAGCAAAACACUGGAAAGGAUCAAACUGGAAAGCAAAACGACCACAAAAAUAAUCAGAAACUAAAUGGGCAAAAAUAUAUGAAACAGUGAAGAGAUGAGUUAUCACAAAGGCAAAAAUGAAAGAGAAAUAAUCAUAAAGACAAAAUACAACAAGCAGAAAUAGAAAAAGUUUAAAAUAUAAAAAACUUUUAUAUUNNAAAAAAAUCACAUAUCGAAGCACCCUCAGGCUGUUAUAUGUUCGUCCAUAUUAUUUAAUAUUUAAUGUUUUAAGUUGUAACAAUUACAACGGGAAUCUGACUGGUUUUAUCAGUCAGAAAUAAAGCUUAUUUCCUUGUUUAUAGUUUUAAAAUGUUUUAUUCAUGAAAAAAAAGGUGUUUAAAAAGCCUAAAAAAUAUAUACAUGUCGUCUGUUUUAACUUAUAAAUCUUUGCUAUUGUACAGUAUAUUUCAUUUGUCUUUAUUUCUUUACAAAUUAAUAAUUUAAGGGCUUGAAUGUGUAUAUAAAGAUGUGACAAACUACUUGUGGAAUAAAGGUUUUUCUUUGAGCUGAAGGCUUGUGAUGCUCUCCGUUUCCAGCAGAUGGCGCCACAGGACCACCGUUUCGUUGUUCAAACCUCAACUAAAGUGGUUUUCAUCUACUUUAACUCGCGUGUGUGUGGAGUUUCUGUGUUUGUGAGGCUGUGAGAGUGAGUUGUGUUUUCUGAGGAGCCGAAGAAACACAAAAGUGGUCUCACAUUUUAUUAAAAAGGUGUCAGGUGCACAGACCGGCCUGCUGAAAAUGGCGCCUGGUUAAAAAAACACGCUUAAAUUGGCUCAUUUGAACAGUUUCUGCAUAUCUUCCGGGGCUCGUUGUGUUUUUUCCUGCGGGUCCUCGUGCAUUAUUCACAGUCUGACGGACUCCGGCUGUCCUCUGGAAGUCGACACCACGGCCGAUCACUUUUCCUGUCCCCACGGCAACCAGAAUCAGUUACCAGGUGUGACAUAACACAGACCCCCCCCUCUGCGGCCAGCAGCUGCUGCCUAAAAUGUAGAAAAACUGGAGGAAUCCAAGUGGAGUCUCCCUCUUUUCUCCGUCCCAGAUCUGGUUUGCUUCUGGUUUAGGGGGUCACCUGGUCCCAGGUGGGCGGGGCCACCUGGUCCCAGGUGGGCGGGGCCACCUGGUCA
Messenger RNA from Menidia menidia (Atlantic silverside), 3253 nucleotides. NCBI's taxonomy places the organism in Eukaryota, Metazoa, Chordata, Actinopteri, Atheriniformes, Atherinopsidae. The record is from the annotation of a GenBank genome assembly.